Molecule: messenger RNA, 984 nt
Organism: Penicillium odoratum
Lineage: Eukaryota; Fungi; Ascomycota; Eurotiomycetes; Eurotiales; Aspergillaceae
Exons: 2
Coding region: 1-984 (327 amino acids)
Source: RefSeq, a predicted model, not a curated record
AUGCCGCCCGAGUUGAGCGAGACAGAUACUAACCAAGCUUUAGGUGGACGAGGCGGACAGCUAGGGCCUACAGUUAAUGCCUUCCAGGAAUCCCAGUAUGACAGAGGCUAUCAUGGGCAAUCCUCCAUUCCGCAACCUCAAGCGCUUUAUCAUGAGACAUCUUCAGAUGCAUUCACUACCAAUGGAGACGAUUCCAACGUUACAGAAAAUCAGAAUCUAGAUAUAGAAGAAGAUGCUUUGGAGAAUGAAGACUAUGAUGAAGAUAGUGAGGUGCAAGGCGGUGAAUACUCCGAUGAGGACAGUCAAGGAAAUGAUGACUUCGGCGAAGGUGACUCAGACUACACUGAGAGUGACUCGAUUGGGGAUGUCCUUGAUGCAGAUGUCCUUGAAUUGACUUACGACACAGGACGUGGGCUGGACUGCAUGGACCUGAGCCUCCUAAGAGGUCGAGCACAAACCCGAUAUGGCCUUCUUUUGAGCUCGGGAUCUAUUCUAGGUUGGCGGGAUACCAGGGACGCAGGGUUAGUAUCCAUUAUUGGGUACGAGUGCCGAGGUAAAAGAACUGCUCGUGUGAAGUGUCAGCGAGGUGAACAGAGGAAUGAGAAAGAGCCUACGGGUGGAAGAGAGGACUAUCUGACAGCAAAGAUCCAGGGUGUAGGGUUAAUAGCUUGGGUAGUGGAUGAAAAGUCUAUCUUCGACCCUAUCCAAUCACUUUACCCCACCCUCAACUCUACAUACCCAAGUACGUUUGUUACAAUUUUCUGGGCGGACAAUACCUGGACAUGGGAGUCCCGUGAAGUGUUUUGUUCUUUGAUGGAAGAUCUCAGCCCCUUUGAAUCGAACGUUCUUUUAUAUUUCAUGGCUAUCUCUCAGGAGUCCGACUAUCAGGAGGCCUUGACUGGUGAACGACCGAGAUUUCCAAAUCCAUCAUUCAUGCCAGAACUGAGAGGAAAUCCAAUAGGAUUGACUGCAACAUCCAGCUAG